CUCCCGCUCUGUCUGUCUCUCUCUCUCUCUCUCUGCAUCCUUACUGCAUUAUGCUGUAGGCCCGGGAGCCAGAGGAACGAUGGAAAAAUAUUCCGAUCCCUACCAUCAUUCGAUGAAAACUGUGGCUUUGAUCCAUCCCGGUUUCCCGUUACGCUCUAAGGUGAGUAAGAAAAUGUAGUAGGAAGGAAGCGGAGAAGAGAAGCCUCGAGCCUUGGAUAGGAGUGGGGUCCUCUCCUCCCAGGAUUUCAUCCUCCCAGUUACCCAAUCGCACAAUGUCAAAGAAGGGAACCGGAGGUCGAGGAAAGGGAGAGAAGCUGGAUGCCUUAUCUGCCUUGCAGGCCGCCAAUGAAGAACUCAGGGCCAAGCUCACCGACAUCCAAAUAGAACUGCAGCAAGAAAAGAGUAAGGUCAGCAAGGUGGAGCGGGAGAAGAACCAGGAAAUCAAGCAAGUCAAAGAGCACGAGCAGCAUAAAAACAUAGUCCUGGUGACCGAGCUGAAGACGAAGCUUCACGAGGAGAAGAUGAAGGAGCUUCAGGCCGUCCGCGAAAACCUUCUGCGGCAACACGAGGCUGAGCUCUUGCGAGUCAUCAAAAUUAAAGACAACGAGAACCAGCGGCUUCAGGCCCUCCUCAAUGCCCUGAGGGACGGGGCCCCGGAGAAAGUCAAAACGGUGCUCUUUACCGAAGCGAAAGAAGAAGCCAAGAGAGGGUUCGAGUUUGAGAAGAUUAAGAUGCAGCAGGAGAUUUCGGAGCUCAAGGGGGCCAAGAAGCAAGUGGAAGAAGCUCUGACGAUCGUCAUCCAAGCGGAUAAAAUUAAGGCGGCGGAGAUAAGGAGUGUGUAUCACCUUCAUCAGGAGGAGAUCACCCGCAUCAAGAGAGAGUGCGAAAGAGAAAUCCGUCGGCUGAUGGAGGAGAUCAAAUUUAAAGACAGAGCAGUCUUCGUGCUGGAAAGAGAGUUAGGGGUUCAAGUCGGGCAUGCUCAGAGACUCCAGCUUCAAAAGGAGGCUUUAGAUGAACAACUUGCCCAGGUCAAAGAGUCUGAUCGGCUUCUAAGCAGCCCCAAAAGGGAACUUCCUUAUCCGGGUGCUUCUGGAGAUGCUUCAGAUCAUUCAGGAAGUCCCGAACAGCAGUUGGAUGAGAAAGACGCCCGCCGCUUCCAGCUGAAAAUUGCCGAAUUGAGCGCGAUCAUCAGGAAGCUGGAAGAUCGCAAUGCCCUACUGUCAGAAGAAAGAAACGAACUGCUGAAACGCCUCCGAGAGGCUGAAAGUCAGUACAAACCCCUGCUGGAUAAAAACAAACGUCUCAGUCGGAAGAAUGAAGAUCUAUCCCAUUCUUUACGUCGAAUGGAAAAUAAAUUAAAGUUUAUUCAACAAGAAAACAUAGAGAUGAGACAAAGAGUUGGAGCGAUUAGAAGGCCGAGCUCCUUGAACGAUCUCGACCAGAAUCAGGAAGAAAGGGAAGUUGAAUUUUUGAAACUUCAAAUCGUGGAACAGCAGAAUUUCAUCGAUGAGCUCUCCAAGACCCUUGAAACCGCUGGCUACGUAAAGAGUGUAUUGGAACGUGAUAAGCUCUUACGGUAUAGGAAACAGAGAAAGAAAAUGGCAAAACUCCCCAAGAAGCCGGUGGUGGAGACAUUCUUCGGUUACGACGAUGAAGCUUCCUUGGAAUCUGACGGUUCUUCAAUAUCCUAUCAGACCGACCGAACGGAUCAGACCCCGUGCACUCCCGAGGAAGACUUGGAAGAGGGAAUGGCCAGAGAAGAAACCGAGCUGCGAUUUCGGCAGUUAACCAUGGAAUACCAGGCCUUGCAGCGAGCCUAUGCUUUGUUGCAGGAGCAGGUCGGAGGAACGUUGGAUGCAGAACGAGAAGUUAAGACUCGUGAGCAGCUACAAGCAGAAGUCCAUAGAUCCCAAACCCGGAUCGAAGACUUGGAAAAAGCCCUCGCUGAACAAGGGCAGGAUAUGAAGUGGAUUGAAGAAAAGCAAGCCUUAUAUAGAAGAAAUCAGGAGCUGGUAGAAAAGAUCAAACGGAUGGAGAUCGAAGAGGCUCGAUUAAAGCACGAUGUCCAGGACGUCAAAGAUCAGAACGAACUUUUGGAGUUCCGGAUAUUAGAACUUGAGGAGAGGGAGCGGAAAUCGCCCGCCAUGAAUUUCCACCACAUCCCAUUUAUAGAGGGAAAGAGUCCGUUGCAGGUCUAUUGUGAGGCAGAAGGUGUCACGGAUAUUCUAGUAGCAGAGUUGAUGAAGAAACUGGACAUUUUGGGGGAUAACGCCAAUCUGACCAACGAGGAGCAGGUGGUGGUCAUCCAGGCCCGGACCGUCCUCACCUUGGCCGAGAAGUGGCUCCAGCAGAUCGAGGUGACCGAGUCAGCCCUGCAGCAGAAGAUGGUGCAUCUGGAGAACGAGAAGGAGCUGUUCAGCAAGCAGAAGGGCUACUUGGACGAGGAGCUGGACUACCGGAAGCAGGCAUUAGACCAGGCCCACAUGCAAAUCCUGGAGCUGGAAGCCAUGCUGUACGACGCUCUGCAGCAGGAAGCCGGAGCCAAGAUGACCGAAAUCCUGUCCGAGGACGAGCGGGAGAAGCUGAAGCUCGCCGUGGACCAGUGGAAGAGGCAGAUGAUGAGUGAGCUGCGGGAGCGGGACGCCCAGAUCUUGCGAGAGAGGAUGGAGUUCAUCCAGCACGCUCAGCAGAGAAUUAAAGAGUUAGAAGAAAGAAUCGAAGCUCAAAAAAGGCAAAUAAAGGAACUGGAAGAAAAGCCUUCAUUCUUUGGUCAUAGCUCAAACGGUAUCCUGAAAGGCCCUCAGAAGAAACCAGGAAUCCUUUCCCCAUCACCGGACCAGACCACCGUGGUUAGAAGAAGACAAGUCAUCGUGAUUUCAAGACGUCAAAUCUAUAUUUUGUCCCCGAAAACAGAGGAAGAUUGAUUCUCUGUCACCCCUGGACCGGAGAAAAGGAGAGAAAAAGAGGUGGAUUCAAUUAUGUGCGGUUUUCUUCAGUACCUCCUUCUCGAGUGACUGUACACUUUUAAGAAGCCCGAAUUAGGAGUAUCAAAGAAGGAAAGCCAAUAAAAAGACUACCUAGUUUUACUUCUGAAGGCGUCGCCAAAAGAAACCUGCCGUCUGCUGCUCGUAACGACCGUCAGCUUUACGCGAAAAGCAGAAUACCGAUUCUGGUUGAGAGAAUAUAUUUCGGUUCCCUGCCGAGCAGGGAGUAGGACUGCUUCUGUCAAGAAGUGAUCAUAUCCGGUUUAAUCGACCUCCCGUCCACAUGCGUUGCACGGAGUUAUUUCAACACGUGUCGUGAAAGAUGAUUUUAAAAAAUCAAACGUGGGAACUUGGGCCCGGGCGCAGCGGGGAAACGGAGCACCGAUUUCAGUGGAGAAACCAACUGGGCUUCUGAGGGUCACUCCUGAGGAUUUCGCUUUCUCUUUUCACGGCUCACGAUGCGUAUUGCGUCCCCCCGGGUAUCUCACGCCCCGAACGAUGGCGUGAAAUCCGGGCACCCGGGAGGUUUUUAUCCCUUUUGCAAUUUCAGCUUUUCGGGUGCCGUUUUCAACCCACCGUGGACGGUGCCCCCGAGUGAGGAGAUUGGUGCUAUCUGCGAUACUCCGCGCCCGAAAUCUGCAACCUGGAUUCACACCCCGGCACGAGGUCGGACCCCUCCCCCAAAACGGGUGCUGAACCCCUACGUUCGGAGGGCUGGAGCGGAAAAACCGAGGAAGCGAACGGAGGACAACUCCACGGCCCUCACGUCCACAUCCACGAUUCAUUUAUUUCUGUCGACGUCCGUCUCCCCCUCUAGGCCGUCAGCUCGUGGGCAGGGAACGUGUCUACCGGCUCCGUCCCGUUGGACUCUCCCAAGCGCUUCGUACGGUGCUCCGCACACGGGAAGCGCUCAAUAAAUACCAGCAAUUGACUGACGGCUAGGAGAGUCCCAAAAGCACAAGAGGACGUCACCUUGACCUCUCCACCGGACGCUUAGAUGCGGAAGGCCGGAAAGCCCGGGAGAGGCCGGGAGGAGCUAGAGAAGCGACCGAAAAAGUUCUCCGCUGUUCAUCACCCGAAGGGGACUGAAGUGGACGAUCCCCGAAUCCGGCCGGACCGAGGGAUGUACCGAGUGCAACAGAGCUGGAGAUUUUGACCUUAACUCUGCGACCUUUUCCACGGAAGGCACAGGAAGGAAUAAGCGGACGCCACCCUCGAUUUCGAAACCUAAGAAAGAGCUCGAAAGACGGCGUUGAAAGAGAGAAAACUCCCGGUGAACGUAGCCAUUCUUGGCUGAGAUUUCCUCUUGUCAUUCAAGCUGUUGGGGUCGGAUCUGGAUGAGGAGCAAGCCAUCAUUCCUGGGUAAGGGGGCUCUCCGGAACCUGAAUCCUUUCGGCUUCCGACGUCCGGUAGGUACCAACCCGCUUCCCAAAGCUGGGUUUCGUGGAUGAGGUUGGCAGACCGGGAACGGUAUUUCCAACCUACGUCCCUCAAGUCCGAAUCCGUUUCCGCACCCGCUGGCAACCCCUGAGGUGACACAGAUCAGCGGAACCAGGCCACUGGAAAACGACGUUAAGAAGAAGCGGGGAGGCCGCGUCGCCCUUUGGAAAGUCAACGCGUGGCCCGUACCGAGAGUCGGUUCGAAGGGCCAAGGAAAGGUGUCGUUCCUUUAUUUGUUCCUUGGGCGACGGCCGUCCGUCUCACUUCUACCGCAGGGGAGUUGGGGGGUGGGGGAUUGGCUCUGGAGCCGACGUUUCCGUCGUCUUGGAGUUGAAGCGUCUCAUUUUCGGGACCGAGAUGGAGGUACGGCGAGAGGCGGGGGUCGUACUACGAUCUCCCGAUGCGUGCCGUCCCGGGACCGGCGGACGACGACGGAGACCACGUUUUCAUCCGAGGGAUGGCUGAGCCAUUGCCGAACCGUCGGUGUAAAAGCCGAUGGGAAAGUGUCGAAACCCGCGUCCCUUCGGGGAGUCCGUGACUACGGAGACGGAGUAACGUUCCCCUAGCCGAGACUGGGGACGUCAGUGCUGCUAUUCGUGUGACGUGGACGUGUGUAG
Messenger RNA from Ornithorhynchus anatinus (platypus), 5041 nucleotides. RefSeq names its product Janus kinase and microtubule interacting protein 3 (gene JAKMIP3). The record is from RefSeq and is a predicted model, not a curated record. The transcript is spliced from 24 exons. The coding region runs from base 273 to 2924 and encodes 883 amino acids. Gene Ontology annotation, molecular function: kinase binding; microtubule binding. Lineage: Eukaryota; Metazoa; Chordata; Mammalia; Monotremata; Ornithorhynchidae.